Caenorhabditis bovis is the source of this 2364-nucleotide messenger RNA. The record is from the annotation of a GenBank genome assembly. NCBI's taxonomy places the organism in Eukaryota, Metazoa, Nematoda, Chromadorea, Rhabditida, Rhabditidae.
AUGCACGCCGUCGCCGCCCUCUGCCAUUUUUGCGAGAAUCAUGGUCCGCGAGUCGUCAUGACGUGUCAACCGUUGAGAGAUUUCGAUGCUGUUGACGAUAUUUUGUCGUGUCCGUCGUCGUCGAUGUCGCCGUCGACAAGCUCCGCCCCUCAAGGACCCGUCAUACCGGUUGAUCGACUCGAAAUCGAUGAAGAAAUGCUUCGAGGCGACCGUUCGAUGUUGCUCAAUUCGACGAAUCAUCUAGGAUUCCCCCAUUAUGGCAAUUGUGUUCGAAACACCGAAGAUUCGGAAGAUCGGUGCAAUGCGUGUUCCUCAUUCGGUGAUGGUCCGUGUCUGUUAUCGAAUGAUCAUCCAAAUAAGACGAGUUAUAUUUCAUCCGAGGUAGCACUUCAAGAACGGGUUUAUGAGCGGGUUCGAAACGCGUGCCUUCGCUCGCUUAGCUGCGAAAUCUCGACGGGACCACGAAAAUCGAGCUCGUUGCCGACGUCGCCGUCGCAACGCCAUCAGACGACGUUGAACGAAGCGACGGCGUCGUCGCGAAUAGCGCAAAAAUCGUCGGCGAUCACCAUUUCGAGUCCAAACGGCCAGCAUAAUCAAUCGAUUGACGUCAAUGAGCUCGAAUUAAAUGGCGAAGAAGCCGAUGGUUGUGUGACGUUUGGCGACGCCGACAACGGAUUCUGUUUUUCCUACACGUUUCGAUUGGCCGAUGCGAAAGCGCGCGGUUUCAUGCGGUUAUUCUCAUUGAUUGUCGUCAGCAACGAUUUGACAUUUCUCACCAACAAUUAUUAUUAUUUCAAAAAUUCGCUGGGCGCAAUUAAGACGAAAUUGCAGUCAUUGGCGGCGUCGACGUAUGAGAGGGAAAUUCAAGAGAUUGACCAGAACGGCGACGAUGGAAUCAUGCGGCCCGAAUACGCGAGUAUGGUCGGACGAAUGCCGAGAUGGUUCAAGAGGAAGAUCGCAAUCGAUACUGAUCGAAAUUUGUCGACGAUUACAAGCUGUCGCGACAUUUGGAGUAUUCUUCAUAGGCAAUUGAUGUGGGCUUUGAGAUCGCCGACGCUGACUUGCAGAGAUCAGGUGAUGGAGGGAAAACCGACGCAGGACAUGAUGGUGCUCAUGGAGCUCGAUGAGUCGGCGAUUGUUGAAUUGGAGCUUCACCAUCCGAAUCAGUAUGCGGUACGCUUUUUUCUUGUUUUAUUGGUUCGCAUUUUUUUCGCGCCCCGAUUUUAUGACGUCAUCAUCAUCAUCAACAUCAUGUCGCCGGCAAUGGACAUGCCAUAUUAUUUCCAAUACUCGUACUAUUACUCAUAUUGUUGUAAAUCGCCGAACUCGAAUUCGUCGACGACGCGACACGAGAGGUGUUCGCGACGACGUCGGCGUUCGCCGCUUGCCGAAAUGGGAACGGCGGCGGCGGCGUCGCGACGACGACGUCAACAAGCCGGCCAGCAAGAGCGGGCCGACGUCGCCGUCGGCGAAUCGCCGAUCGAUUAUGAUGAGGCGGCGGCGAGUCGGCCGAUGACCGCCUCGCCGACGAUUCGCUGUCGCCAAACCGGCGUUCGGAUACGGACGAACGGCGCCGAGCCGCGUGUCUAUCAUGAUUAUGAGAAAUGGGAUUUCAAGGUGUCGAUGAAUCAGCUGGCGAAUCUCAAAUGGAUUGCCUCGCAAUUGGAGGCGAGCAACGAGGGCUCGGAUUUGGAUUUGCUCAUACGACACAUUGUCACCGGUGGUCAGAUUGUCGCGAUUGCGAAAGAGCGCCAAUUGAGCCGUCAAUUUUUGUUGGCCGUCUCGAAUUUGUUGCCGAUCGGUUGCCUCAAACUCGCCACCUACAAGGAGCACUAUUUGCCCGAAUAUAGUACACGAUUCAAUCUGAUCGGCGGACCAUUGGAGAUCGACGUGCCGCUCGAGGUGUCGGACGUGAUGAUCAUUCGAAUCACACCGCGCGGUUCGAUGGAGAACAUCUCGUUGCGCGACUGCAUCAUCGACGUUCGUCGGCGGCCCGAGAAGGACGAGCGCGGUCAGCGGCCGCAGAUAGUGAAGCGCUUUCGCGAUUUGCUGCUCGAUCCGAUCGUCAACGACACGGUGCUCGAGACGACGCUGCGGACGACGCGCGAGACGUGGAUGAGCAAAGCGAAAAUUUGCUAUCAGAUGCGCAAUCAGCCGAAUCAGACGGACGCGUUCAAGUUGAUCAAUGGUGUCACGAUGGAUGAUCGCCAAGUGGUGUUGUUUUGGCAAGCGGGCCUCUCGAAUGCCUACAAGAAUCACGUGCUGUCGACAAUCGACGACGACGACGGCAACGUGAUCGAUGAGGACGAUGAAGCCGAAGAAGAAGACGACGACGAUGAUACUUCAAACGAAGAGAAUCACUAG